AUGGCGGGCCUGGAGCUGGCCUUGGCCUUGGCCGGGCUGCUGAGCCUGCCGUCGGCCAGCGGCCUGCCCUUGCGCCCCGGCCCGCGGGAAGAGGUUCUGGCGGCGGCCUUGCAGAGGCUGCGCGAGGUCUUCGACAUCGAGGAGCUGCCGCCCGAUGUCCUUCCCCGCAAGAAGCCGCCCCAGUUCAUGGUCGAUCUCUUCAACAAGGUGGCUGACCCCAACGGCAUCACCCGCGCUCCGGGGCUGCUGGAGAGCAACGUGGUGCGCAGCUUCGAGGACCGAGUUCACCUGGACCAGUACCGCUUCUACUUCGACAUCAGCGCGAUGGAGAAGGGUGAGCAGAUGCUGAAAGCAGAGUUCAGGGUCUUCAAGCUGAAGAGGCCACACGUGUCUUUGAGGUCUGACAUGAAACACUUCUGCAAAGUGGAAGUGUAUGAGCUCUUGGAGAGUGGAAGCAAGCCACAAAAAAAACAUCUCGUUGCUUCAAGAUUAUUGUCCAUGUACACAGAAGGCUGGGAAGUAUUCAAUGUCACGCAGACAGUUUCCAAGUGGGUUGGAAACAGCAGCUCCAACCAUGGCUUUCUGAUAACUGCAACACAUGUAUUCAACAAUAGAAUUGAGCACAACCUGAUUAAGUUUGCUAAGAGCCAGGGCACUUUGCAGGAGAGUAGAAAUGCUCUCCUUGUCCUCUUCACCAACAGUAACAAACAGAGGCCUCCCAGCUUCAUACCCUCUGCCACAAAACCGGAGAUGAAACCUGCCAAAAAUGUUGUUUCACGAGUGCCUCGCAAAGCUCAGGUCAUCGAAAGCAGAAAUGCAGGCAUGAGCAGGAGACCUCGAGCUGCUGAAAUCCCUUCUGCUAAAAGCCAGGUAACAGUUUGUCAUCGAAGGGAACUCUACGUUGACUUCCAUGCUAUUGGCUGGUCAGGAUGGAUUAUUUACCCAAGUGGAUACAAUGCAUUUUAUUGCAGAGGAUCCUGUCUCUUCCCCUUGGGGGAAAGUCUAAAUGCAACAAAUCAUGCUACAGUUCAGUCCAUAGUCCAUACACUUAAACUGUCUCAAGAUAUCGGCACACCUUGCUGUGUGCCAGAUGAAUUGAAGUCCCUCAAUCUCCUCUACUUUGAUGACAAAGAGAAUGUGGUCCUUAAAAAUUAUAAAGACAUGGUGGCAACAAGGUGUGGUUGUCAUUAG
Molecule: messenger RNA, 1191 nt
Organism: Melopsittacus undulatus (budgerigar)
Lineage: Eukaryota; Metazoa; Chordata; Aves; Psittaciformes; Psittaculidae
Product: bone morphogenetic protein 2-like
Exons: 5
Coding region: 1-1191 (396 amino acids)
Cellular component (GO): extracellular region
Molecular function (GO): growth factor activity; cytokine activity
Source: RefSeq, a predicted model, not a curated record